Agrilus planipennis (emerald ash borer) is the source of this 825-nucleotide messenger RNA. It is a transcript of the gene Dnaaf3, whose product is annotated as dynein assembly factor 3, axonemal homolog. Gene Ontology annotation, biological process: axonemal dynein complex assembly; motile cilium assembly. The record is from RefSeq and is a predicted model, not a curated record. NCBI's taxonomy places the organism in Eukaryota, Metazoa, Arthropoda, Insecta, Coleoptera, Buprestidae. The transcript is spliced from 2 exons. The coding region runs from base 1 to 825 and encodes 274 amino acids.
AUGACUUCCAGAUACGAUACCAAAAUUGGAGCGUUUGAUUGGGAUCUCAAUAUGCAGCUGCACCACAGGGGCGGAAGACAGCUCUGUAGUCAAGAGUAUCGACACUGGCGGACUACUGGAGUCGCAUUUACUUGGAUGGAGUGCGACUUUUCAAAACCAAAUCGUUCCUUUGUGACAGGUGUUUUUCCAAAUGGAAAAAGUUACCUCCAUUACGGGUAUCUUGGAGACAUACUCACUGGUCCUUUUGCGGCGUACGGGUUGGAGUGCGAAGAUAAGGAAUUUUUGAAAAGCUCCAAUGGUCAAAACGUGCAUAGAGCCACCGAUGUUACAGAGAGAAAUCUCAUGCAAAUAUUUCACGAAUUGGAAACACAAGAUAAAUAUAGUCAUCACAAAGUGAACGAUUACAUUUUAGGGCCAGCCGGCUUUCAAUUGCCACAAGAACGUGUAGUCGAUUCUUACGGGGGUGGUUUUGAAAAAUGCGUCGGAAAAUGCUUUGCACCGGACGACGUAACGAUUACCUUUGUAUCAUUAUCGAAGAUGGCGCUGAUGAAGAACAAAGACCAAUUAAAAAAUAGAUUUUCAAUCAUAUAUUUCGCAAGCGAAUACAUAAAACAUUUUGAUGUUGACCUUGUAAGGCACUUGGCAUCGACAGGUUGUCUUUUGUUUAUAGAAAACAAACUAUUCAAUCCAAGCGUCCGAAACGAAGAAUUGCAAAAGUUUAGUGAGGAAAUUCUGAACGUCGCAGAACCAAUUUCGUCAUUAACUGCUCCUUUUGAUUGUACCAAAGAUUUUUAUGCUAAGUUCUUAAUAAAGAGUAAUUCUUAG